GCGAGCCAACCGCGCGGCUCUGCGGCUCUUCGCUCUGCCGGCCUCCCGCAUGGCGCUGCGCAGCUUCUGCAGCGCUGAUGGCCCCGAUCCACUUUGGGACUGGAAUGUCACAUGGUACACCAGCAACCCCGACUUUACCAAGUGCUUUCAGAACACAGUCCUCACAUGGGUGCCUUGUUUCUACCUCUGGACCUGUUUCCCCCUCUAUUUCUUCUAUCUCUCCCGACAUGACCGGGGCUACAUCCAGAUGACACACCUCAAUAAAGCCAAAACUGCCUUAGGAUUCUUUCUGUGGCUUAUCUGCUGGGCAGACCUCUUCUACUCUUUCUGGGAAAGAAGUCAGGGGGCAGUCCUAGCCCUGGUGUUACUGGUCAGCCCGACGCUGCUGGGCAUCACCAUGCUGCUCGCCAUCUUUUUAAUUCAGCUUGAGCGAAGGAAGGGAGUCCAAUCCUCCGGGAUUAUGCUUACUUUCUGGCUUGUAGCCCUACUGUGUGCCCUAGCCAUCUUAAGAUCUAAGAUCAUCUCUGCCUUAAAAAAGGAUGCCCAAGUGGACGUGUUUCGAGACACCACAUUCUAUAUGUACUUCACUCUUGUGCUCAUCCAGCUUGUGCUGUCCUGCUUCUCAGACUCCUCACCCCUCUUCUCAGAAACUGUCCACGACCUGAAUCCAUGCCCAGAAUCCAGCGCCUCUUUCCUUUCCAGGAUCACUUUCUGGUGGAUUACAGGGAUGAUGGUACAGGGCUACCGCCAGCCCCUGGAGAGCAGUGACCUCUGGUCAUUGAAUAAAGAGGACACGUCAGAAGAAGUGGUUCCUGUGCUAGUGAAUAACUGGAAGAAGGAAUGUGCUAAGUCGAUGAAGCAGCCUGUACGGAUUGUGUAUGCCCCUCCCAAAGAUCCCAUCAAGCCCAAGGGAAGUUCCCAGUUGGAUGUGAAUGAGGAGGUUGAGGCACUGAUUGUCAAGUCGCCCAAGAAGGACCGGAACCCCUCUCUGUUCAAAGUGUUAUACAAGACCUUUGGGCCCUACUUCCUCAUGAGCUUCCUCUUCAAGGCCCUUCAUGACCUGAUGAUGUUUGCUGGCCCCGAGAUCUUGAAAUUGAUUAUCAACUUUGUGAAUGACAGGGAGGCCCCCAACUGGCAGGGAUACUUCUACACAGCACUGCUGUUUGUCAGUGCUUGUCUUCAGACACUGGUGCUACACCAGUACUUUCACAUCUGCUUCGUCAGCGGCAUGCGCAUCAAGACAGCCGUGGUGGGCGCUGUCUACCGAAAGGCUCUCGUGAUCACCAAUUCAGCUAGAAAGUCCUCCACAGUUGGGGAGAUCGUCAACCUCAUGUCUGUGGACGCCCAACGCUUCAUGGACUUGGCCACGUACAUUAACAUGAUCUGGUCAGCCCCUCUGCAAGUCAUCCUAGCCCUCUACCUCCUGUGGCUGGUGUGUUUUCCCUUGGUCUCUUUCUUCUGCAGGGAGGGCUUGCCUCGUCCAAGCACAGAGAGGGCAUGGAACCUGGGCCCUUCUGUGCUGGCUGGGGUGGCUGUGAUGAUCUUUAUGGUGCCCUUCAAUGCUGUGAUGGCUAUGAAGACCAAGACCUACCAGGUGGCACAUAUGAAGAGCAAAGACAACAGAAUCAAGCUGAUGAAUGAGAUCCUUAAUGGGAUCAAAGUACUCAAGCUGUAUGCCUGGGAGCUGGCGUUUCAGGACAAAGUUUUAAACAUCAGGCAGGAGGAGCUGAAGGUGCUGAAGAAAUCUGCCUACUUGGCGGCUGUGGGCACAUUCACCUGGGUCUGCACACCUUUCCUGGUGGCCCUGUCAACCUUUGCUGUCUAUGUGACUGUGGAUGAAAACAACAUCUUAGAUGCAAAGAAAGCCUUUGUGUCCCUAGCCCUAUUCAAUAUCUUGCGCUUCCCACUCAACAUCCUGCCCAUGGUCAUCAGCAGCAUUGUGCAGGCAAGUGUCUCCCUCAAGCGUCUCAGAAUUUUUCUGUCUCAUGAAGAGCUGGAGCCAGACAGCAUUGAGCGGUGCUCAAUCAAGGAUGGUGGAGGGAUGAAUAGCAUCAGUGUGAAGAAUGCAACAUUCACUUGGUCCAGGGGUGAACCUCCCACACUGAAUGGCAUCAGCUUCUCCAUCCCUGAAGGAGCCCUUGUGGCCGUUGUGGGCCAAGUAGGCUGUGGGAAGUCAUCUUUGCUGUCAGCCCUGCUGGCUGAGAUGGACAAGGUGGAGGGACAUGUGGCUCUCAAGGGCUCUGUGGCCUAUGUGCCCCAGCAGGCCUGGAUUCAGAAUGACUCUCUCCGAGAGAACAUACUGUUUGGGCACCCCCUGCAGGAACGUUACUACAAGGCAGUGAUGGAAGCCUGUGCCCUUCUCCCGGAUCUGGAAAUCCUGCCCAGUGGGGACCGGACAGAGAUUGGUGAGAAGGGUGUGAACCUGUCAGGGGGCCAGAAGCAGCGAGUGAGCCUGGCCCGGGCUGUGUACUGUAACUCUGACAUCUACCUCUUUGACGACCCCCUCUCGGCUGUGGAUGCACAUGUUGGGAAGCACAUCUUUGAGAAGGUGGUUGGUCCCACAGGCCUACUGAAGAACAAGACACGGAUCCUGGUGACCCAUGGUAUCAGCUACCUGCCUCAAGUGGAUGUCAUCAUUGUCAUGAGUGGUGGCAAGAUCUCAGAGAUGGGAUCUUACCAGGAGUUGCUAGACCGGGAUGGGGCCUUCGCUGAGUUCGUGCGCACCUACGCCAGCGCUGAGCAGGACCUGGCUUCAGAAGAUGACAGUGUCAGUGGUUUAGGGAAGGAGUCAAAGCCAGUGGAGAAUGGGAUGCUGGUGACAGAUACGGUGGGGAAACACCUGCAGAGGCAUCUCAGCAGCUCUUCUUCCCACAGUGGGGAUACUGGCCAACAGCACAGUAGCCUGGCUGAACUGCAGAAGACCGGAACCAAGGAGGAGACCUGGAAGCUGAUGGAAGCAGACAAGGUGCAGACAGGGCAGGUGCAGCUGUCAGUGUACUGGGACUACAUGAAGGCCAUUGGCCUCUUCAUCUCCUUCUUGAGUAUCUUCCUUUUCCUGUGCAACCAUGUGUCAGCACUGGCCUCCAAUUAUUGGCUGAGCCUCUGGACAGAUGACCACCCCAUUGUUAAUGGGACUCAGGAACACAGGAAUUUCCGACUAAGUGUUUAUGGGGCCUUGGGCAUCUUGCAAGGUGUGGCAGUAUUUGGUUACUCCAUGGCUGUGUCCAUUGGGGGCAUCUUUGCCUCCCGUCACCUCCACCUGGACCUGCUGCACAAUGUUCUGCGAUCACCGAUGAGUUUCUUUGAGCGUACACCUAGUGGGAACCUUGUGAACCGAUUCUCCAAGGAGCUGGACACGGUGGACUCCAUGAUCCCGCAGGUCAUCAAGAUGUUCAUGGGCUCACUCUUCAGCGUCAUUGGAGCUGUCAUUGUCAUCCUGUUGGCCACACCCAUUGCUGCUGUCAUCAUCCCACCCUUGGGCCUUGUCUACUUCUUUGUGCAGAGGUUCUAUGUAGCCUCCUCUCGACAGCUGAAGCGCCUGGAGUCUGUCAGCCGUUCUCCUGUGUACUCACACUUCAAUGAGACCUUACUGGGGGUCAGUGUCAUCCGUGCCUUUGAGGAACAGGAACGCUUCAUUCGCCAGAGUGACCUGAAAGUGGAUGAGAAUCAGAAGGCCUACUACCCCAGCAUUGUGGCCAACAGGUGGCUUGCUGUACGCCUUGAGUGUGUGGGCAACUGCAUUGUGCUGUUUGCUGCCCUGUUUUCAGUCAUCUACCGGCACAACCUCAGUGCUGGCUUGGUGGGCCUCUCGGUGUCUUACUCACUGCAGAUAACUGCUUACUUGAACUGGCUGGUUCGAAUGUCCUCUGAGAUGGAGACCAACAUUGUGGCCGUGGAGAGACUAAAGGAGUAUUCUGAAACGGAGAAGGAAGCUCCUUGGCAAAUCCAGGAGACGGCUCCACACAGCACCUGGCCCCAUUCUGGCCGUGUAGAGUUCCGAGACUACUGCUUGAGGUAUCGAGAAGACUUGGACUUGGUUCUCAAGCACAUAAAUGUCACCAUUGAGGGUGGAGAAAAGGUUGGUAUUGUGGGUCGUACAGGCGCUGGGAAGUCAUCUCUCACCCUGGGUUUGUUCCGGAUCAAUGAAUCUGCAGAAGGGGAGAUUAUUAUUGAUGGGGUGAACAUUGCCAAGAUUGGCCUGCAUGACCUGCGCUUUAAGAUCACCAUCAUUCCCCAGGAUCCUGUUUUGUUCUCGGGUUCUCUCCGCAUGAACCUGGACCCUUUCAGUCAGUAUUCUGAUGAAGAAGUCUGGAUGGCCCUGGAGCUCGCUCACCUGAAGGACUUUGUGUCAGCCUUGCCUGACAAGCUGAAUCAUGAGUGUGCAGAAGGCGGAGAGAACCUGAGUGUGGGGCAGCGACAGCUUGUGUGCCUGGCCCGAGCUCUGCUGAGGAAGACAAAGAUUCUAGUGUUGGAUGAGGCUACAGCAGCUGUGGACCUUGAGACAGAUGACCUCAUUCAGUCCACCAUCCGGACGCAGUUUGAAAGCUGUACUGUGCUCACUAUUGCUCAUCGGCUUAAUACCAUUAUGGACUAUACAAGGGUGAUUGUCCUGGACAAAGGAGAAGUUCGGGAGUGCGGCGCACCCUCUGAACUCCUGCAGCAGAGGGGCAUCUUCUAUAGUAUGGCCAAGGAUUCUGGCUUGGUGUGAGCUGAGCUCUGGUGUAUCCAGUAAGAACUAUAGGGCCAGCAUCCCAGUGUCCAGGGAUGAGCCAGCAACCCUGGGAACAUAAGCUUCCCAGACCAAAACAAAACAAAACCAAAAACAAACAAACAAAUAAAGGAAAAGAAAACCAAACUAACAAGAAGCAAAACACACAAAGCAGCAGUCAUAAUUUAGUCCCAUCCUGGAUUUGACCUUGAAGCAACUUGGGAGACAGAUAUAUCCCACUUCAAACUUAUGUCUGGACUCUGGCACUACUUGUGAGGCUCCCUGGAAGUUCACCUAUGCUCCUGCUGCAGCCCACAGCAAGACCUUGGGCAGCUAAAUACAGUAGUGACCAAACACAAGCCACUGCCUCAUGUCUCUUCAGCCACAUCCAUGGAUUCCUUGGAAUUCUCUCCUGGCCCUACCAGCUAUCACCUCCACAGUCCUGUUGGUUAUAAAAGAGUGCUUCUUUUCUUCAGGCCUUCAGUUGAAAGCAUGGGAACCAACCAGCCAAACAAAGAAAGAAUCCUGUUGCCUCAGUGAUAUCCCCUUGCCUGCCAUCUGCUCUUCAGGCACCCAAACACUGCUCUCUGCACCCAGCACAGGUCUCACAGGACUUGCUUUAGAGGCAGCCUUCUUUGUGAAGGGACCAGGCCAGUCAACACUCCCAUCACAAGGACUUACACCCUGCCCUACCAUCCCUUCCUUGCUUUCUGCCUCUUCCUGGGGAGAACUCACUCCUCACAGAAGGUCUAUGAAUAGUUUAGAGCAGCAAAAGUCAAGAGCAUGAGGGAAGAAUCUGGUAACAAAGAUAGAGCCAGAGUACAAGAAGAGAAACAAUCACAAAUAGUGAUCUCCUUCUCCCUACCCCCCAUUUUUGAGCAUCUUUCCAGGAAGAAAGCUGAUCCAAAGAAGUUGAUGUCUAGGGAGGAGAUACUAGACUCAGGGAAUAGCAAUGCCCAGCUCUGCACUUGAUCCUGCUUUGCUCUGCACAGUGGUCCUUUAGGUGUUUGGGUAUAGAUCAAAGAGAAAUCCCUUAGGGCAGCAAGAAGUUGCUGCUAGCCACAGUUCAUACUUGCUAUGAAUUUGGCCCUGAUUUCAGUCCCAGAGAAGUAUCUUUUUUCUUUAGGUGGCAAUGUAUGUUUUUUUUUUUAAGUUAAUACCAUUCUUUCACAUUAAAGGACCUAGAUUUCUUCUGAGGGUCUUUUUGUAAUGACACUGGAAACGUGAAUAUUUACAAGUACUUUGCAGUAAAGAAAAUUGUUUUAUUUCUUUCUAAACAACCACUUUUUCUUUUGGCUACAGAAGUUUCCAGCCUCCACUCUAGAAGAACCAGGCUGGGACAGCUGUGUUAUUUUUCCACUGCUAUCAAUACUGGCAGGGCAUGAUUAGAGAGGUGGUUCAGCACUGAAGAGUGCUUGCUCCUCUUGCAGAGGACUGAAGUUAGAUCUCGGCACCUGCAUCUCUUGGCGAAAACUGCCUAUACUUCUAGCUGCAAGGGGUCCAGUGCCCUCUUCUGGGCAAACAAAAAUAAAGAAAUGGGAGGCCAAGGUUAAGAGCUGCGUGGGGUCUAGCAGUGAGUCAGAAUGGCAAAGUAUACAAAUACUCUGGCUUGAGUGUCUUACUGGCAUUUUUUUGGUCAUGUGACCCUGGGCAAAACACUUUUAAGCUAUGAGCUUCAGCUCUGUCUGCCUAAGGUGGCCAAGUUCAGGUUCUGAGACAAAAGUCACAAGUGGCCCCAAAUACUUCUCUCUAGUAGGGUGGGGCUGAUCUAUAAUAACAGUGCUUAAGCUCUUGGGAAAUGGAGCUGGUGAGAUGGCUCAAGAUGAUAAAGUGAUUGCCAUAUAUGCAUGGCAGCCUGCAUUGCAACCCCCAGCAAAGCCAGGUCUAACAGUAUAUGCAUAUAGUCCCAGCUCUGGGGAGGAAACAGGAGUGUCCCUGUGGCUCUUUGGCCAGCCUAGUCAAAUUGGUGAACUACUUGUUCAGUAAUAGCAUAAGGUAGGGGCUGGAGCUCAGUGGUUAAGAAUGCAUCAUGCUUUUGCAAAGACUAUGGUUCAGUCCCCAACACCCACAUUGGGCAGCUCAGAACUACUUGUAACUUGAGUUUCUGGCCUCUGAGGUCACCUGCACUCAUGCACAUAAACACCAACUUACAUGCAUACAUAUAAUAAAUAAAGUGAAUCAAAAAAAGAUAAGCUGGAAAGAUG
Meriones unguiculatus (Mongolian gerbil) is the source of this 6912-nucleotide messenger RNA. RefSeq names its product ATP binding cassette subfamily C member 1 (gene Abcc1). Lineage: Eukaryota; Metazoa; Chordata; Mammalia; Rodentia; Muridae. The transcript is spliced from 31 exons. Gene Ontology annotation, cellular component: basolateral plasma membrane. The coding region runs from base 50 to 4708 and encodes 1552 amino acids. Gene Ontology annotation, molecular function: ABC-type xenobiotic transporter activity; glutathione transmembrane transporter activity; ATP binding. Gene Ontology annotation, biological process: glutathione transmembrane transport; xenobiotic transport. The record is from RefSeq and is a predicted model, not a curated record.